AGGCCACCAGAACAGAAAUUCCAUAUGAUAUGACUAUAAUAGGGUUUUUUUAUUUACCCUCUCAUUGCCCUCUCUGCACCUAGCGGGGGUUAUCGCGUGUUGAGGGCAAUCCGGGUGAAAUUCGAAAAAGCAUUUCGAAGCUAACAAAAAGUAAUCCAGGAUUACCGGUUGGCGGUUGGUGUCUGAUCUCUUGAAAGUGUCAGCGGGUAGAAGAUGACAAAUAAUGGUGUUCGGAAGCGGAGGAAUGGUGGUCUGGCAUCUCCAAACCGCAUCGCUGGCAAAAAUCACUCAUCAACAGUUCUGCUGAAAACAGUCAGAAAUGUGGCAAUCGUUGGAACCGUGGGACUUUUCUUCGUCGUGGUUUCAUUGUCAUACAACAACACUCUGCCAUGGAGGAUGUCACACGCCACCAAUGUGCUGGACCGGCUGGCAGUGCGGCUCGGCCUCCAGGAGCAAGUGUACGCGGUGGUGAUCGACGCCGGCAGCACCGGCACGCGCGUGCUGGCCUUCGCCUUCCACCAUAGCCUGCUCGAUGGUAGCUUGAAACUAGAUGCUGAGCUAUUCAAAGAAGUCAAACCAGGUCUUUCAUCAUAUGCCAAGGAACCCGAGGCGUCGGCGGCGUCUCUGCGCGAGCUGCUGUCGGCGGCGCUGCAGUUCGUGCCUGCCGAGGCGGUGUCUCGCACGCCGCUGGUGCUGCGCGCCACGGCCGGACUCCGGCUGCUGCCCGAUCACCGCGCCGACGCGCUACUGGAGACGGCACGCGCUGAGGCCGAGCGGAGCGGCUUCCUGACACGGCCGGACGCCGUGAGAAUCAUGUCCGGAACGGACGAGGGACUCUUCUCCUGGUUCACCGUCAACUUCCUGCUCGACCGACUGGGCGGCGAGCCGGGCCGGUCGGUGGCGGUGUUCGACCUCGGCGGCGGCUCCACCCAGGUGACAUUCGCGCCCACGGAGGCCGCCACCAUGCACGCCGCCCCGCCCGGCUCCAUUGUCGAGGUGUCGGCCAUGAAGGCACAGGCCGGAGUCUACUCCCAGAGUCGGCGCCCCAAUGACAGAGUGGUCUACGCGCGAAGUUACCUGGGUAUCGGUCUGAUGGCGGCCCGGCACACCAUCCUGACCGCCGGUAUGGACGGUCAGAACUCUUCGGUGGUCAGCGAGUGCGUCAACCCGGUGGUCACGACAAAGUGGAGCUACGGCGGCAAAACCUACAACAUCAGUGGCGUCAGCACCAGCAAAAACUACAAGUUCAUCAAGGGCAAGGGCGGCCUGAUUGACAAGACGGAGCCGAUCGUGGACUUUGUCAAGUGUUACGGUCUGGCCGAGCGGUUCCUCAGCGGCCGGCUGCACGCUCCCGACGAGCUGAGGUCCAGAGAGGUGUACGCCAUCAGCUACUACUUUGACCGCGCCACCGAGGCCGGCCUGGUGGACCCGUUCGACGGAGGCGCCGUCACCGUCGAGCAGUUGAUGCGCGCCGCGCGCCAGGCGUGCGAGACGCCCAACGUCGAGCAGCCGCUGGCCUGUCUGGACCUGACGUACAUCGCGGCGCUGCUGCACGCCGGCCUCCAGCUGCCCGGCGAGCACCUGCUGCGGCUGCACAAGAAGAUCGACGAGCACGAGACCAGCUGGGCGCUGGGCGCCGCGUUCCACACACUAACCAACCACGCCUGAGGCGGGACCUCGGACCGGCGUGGGCUGGCCAAUCAGUUACCCCGCGCUGUGCAGAUGAGUGCAGAGUAUAUUAUACAGCCAUCGAAUGCAAUAUCCCAAUGGAGUCCACUCCCCAGUACCGUACCACUGAUUGUUUGAUAGUGUAAUUUAAAGUGCAUGCUGGAUAUCGUGAUUGGUACGAUAUUUAUUGGGGCGAACUCAGCGUGGUCUCACGUGUACCCCGCAGCUGAGCCUCAUGCCGACGCGACUAUUCAUUCUUCUGAUGUGCUCGUGAUGAGUCAGUGUGGGGCGUGGUGUCUGUGUCACCUGAUUCGAACUUCCAUUUAUGUGCUGCAUUGUUGAGCCAACUAUUGAUGUGUAGUCACAAGCGCAUGUUUCAACGUUUUUACAUAUGCCUAAUGCCUGAUUAUUUUAGUUACCCCUUGCUAUUUGAGACCAUAUGUCGAUGUCGGGUGGGUGUUAGUGCCACGUAUUUAGCGUCAGUGCGCCCAUUGUUUACCGUUAAAGGCGACUGAUGAUGUGCAGAAUUAAAGAAUACGGUUUCUGUAGCUAUGGCGGCUCUGGAUUACUGCUGUGGUGGGCGUGCCUUGUCUCUUGGAUGCGAUGUGAGCCGGUUUUAUGUCUUCUGUGUCCGCGUGCUGCGGCCGGUGAGCAGAUUUUGUGAUCAGCCCAUGACGCUGCCGUGCUCAGCAGUGUGUUUGGAAGUGAUGCUCAAUUGCGCGGCGUCUUUAAGCAACAUUUGUUCAAUGAGACGAACCACCUUUUUGAUCGGGAAAUAAAUUGGUACCGUGAAUUGUGAAA
This is a messenger RNA of Amphibalanus amphitrite, 2469 nucleotides long. Its product is annotated as ectonucleoside triphosphate diphosphohydrolase 5-like. Gene Ontology annotation, biological process: nucleoside diphosphate catabolic process. Lineage: Eukaryota; Metazoa; Arthropoda; Thecostraca; Balanomorpha; Balanidae. Gene Ontology annotation, molecular function: GDP phosphatase activity; UDP phosphatase activity. Gene Ontology annotation, cellular component: membrane. The transcript has 11 exons. The record is from RefSeq and is a predicted model, not a curated record. The coding region runs from base 214 to 1668 and encodes 484 amino acids.